UAAAACUAUUUUUUCAAAAUCAAUUUAGAUAAUAACCCAUUCCACCCAUUUGUACUUAAAUUUAUUUCAUUUUCGACCCAUUUCAACAUCUCACCUGUGCUUUAUUAUCAGUGAUUGCAAUAGAUAACGUUGUUAGUAAGUGUUGUAGUAGUAUGGACAUGUUUAUGAUUCCUGAAUUUAAAUAGAUAAUGUUAAUAAAGCCUAACAAAGGAAACAAUUUCGAUUGUUUUCUAACCAUAACCAUAAAUAAAUUAAAACUCCUUUAUUUUGUUUAUGAAAGUUCUAGAUCAUUUUGAAAUCGCGUAUCCCUAAAUCACAUCCAUAUUUUGACAUCACAUCAUUUGUUUUGACUGCAGAGGCUCCGAUAUAUAACUAGCUUUAUGUACUCAUUAUCUAAGGUUACAUCUAUCUUAAUAAAUCGGUUGUAAAUCGAGAUUGCAUCUGCAUCAUUUACUGAAAUAAUUGUAAUAUUUCCGAAUAAUAUUUUAUGUGCUGAUUUAUUUCGAUGGUUUCAAUUUAUCAAUCGUAUUCGUUAUUUUUUCCAUAACGCCUUAAAAUUUGUGUAAAAAUCAGAUCAUCAAAUGUAUUAUAAUGUUAUAAGAACACAUUGUAAUUAUCUAAAUUUAAGAUAUCUAUAUUACACAUUAUCAUAGUUUGUAAUAUGACAAAAUUUCAUAUAUUAUGUAUAUUAAAAAGAAUAUCAUUACAUUACGAAAAAAGGAAUGUGUUGAUGUCACUAUUUAUUCGGUUGAAAAAGUAUAUUAUAUGGUGCAUUAUACUGUAGAAAUGUCUUUUUGGGUAAAAAUAAGACCUUAUGUGAAGCCUGAAGGACCAUUCUACAAUAUUCAAGCAGGGUUUGAAUGGUGCUUCUAUGAGGUUGUUUACAGAAUAAGAGAGAUUGGCAUAUUUAUACACAGUAUAUCUAUUAUUAAUAAAUAUGGUAAUGCAGCUCAAAUCGAUUAUAUACUAUGAGAGAAUAAAGCAUAGUUUGAUGAAUUUAAAUUCAUCUUUCAAAAUUGUAUGAACAUGGAAUGAAAGAAUUUAUCAGAUAAAAACUUGUAUUUAUUUAGAUAGGUAUAAAAUUGUUAGCUUUUCAUUUGUGUGUAUGCAUUUGUCAUUUGCUUCUAUUAGGUAUAUUUAUCUUAUCAUUAAUUUUUUCACUUUCUUGUAAGCAUAUUUAUUGCAUGUUUAGAGUUCAUGUUUUUAAUACUCUUUACAUUUUUAUUUAAUGUCGCGGGUACCAGUAUAGAUGUCUAUAAGUCUGUUUUCGCAUUUAUUAGUUUAUACCCAACUCUAUUUAGUUUUCUUACGUUUGAUGUAGACUAAGGACUUUUUAUUUAAAGGAAAGUGAAGUAAUCAUCGAGGAGCUACAGGACGACGAUUAUUUUGACUAUGCGAAUAUGCCCCCUCUGGUCAAUGUUCCUUCUCCAAUAUACUUAUCCCAUACAAACCCCCCGUUCAUAUACAAAUAUGUAGGAGAUCAAGUAAAAAUUCUCCAAGUGAUAGGCAAUUACCAGUUCGAUCCGAAAGUAAAUGAUAAAAUGGAAGCUACAUUAACUUUAGAUCAAACAAACUCUUUACGAAAAUUUUCACAAGAAACUGUCAUACAAGAUAUAAUUAAGCAAUCAGAAAACGAAUAUGUAGUCAAAGAAAACUUUACACAUACUCCUGAACCGGGCGAGAAACGUGAGAGUAAUAUUAAAUAUGAUAAUCUCAAUGAACCUAUAGAAUGCAAAUCUGAAAUUGUCGAAGAAACUAUAGAAUCCAAAGUUGAAGUCAAAGAAAUUGAAUCUAAUACAAAAACAGAUAUCAUACAGGAUAUUGCAUCGACAAACCUCGAGAGAUCAAUAGAAUUUAAAUCUUCUGAAAUUGACAAACAAAAUGUAGAACCUAAACUUGAAGUCAAACAAAUCGAAUCUAAUACAAAAACUGGCAUACAAGAUAUUGAUUCGACAAGCCUCGAGAUAUCAAUUAAUGAGAAUCUUUCUGCUGAAAGUGAUGAUGAAGCAUCUUUUGGGACUCCAGAAGAUUCUCCAAAAAUGAAACGUAGGUCCCCUAAAGGAAAAUAUGGUAAAGCUAAAGCGCCUCCACCCCCUAAGUUAAAUUUACCAAAACAAAAUAUAGAUCAAGAUAGUAUCGAAAACGAAUUUGAUGCAUACACAACAUCGCAGGAAAGUCUAAACGAUAUUAUUAACCAAAUGCCCAAAAUAGCAGAAAAUAAAACUAAAGGAGGUGGACUUCAAGUAGUUAAUCCCAUCGCUGAAAAGAAAAGACGCCAUAAAUCAAAAUCACCGGGACGAAUCCCAAAAAGCCAUAGUUCAGGCUUGGGUAAAUUACUACAGUUGCCUAACAAAUUUGUAUUUUGGAAUAAAAGUGAUGAUAAACCUAAGGCAGAUAACUAUGUAUUGGACAGUGUAUCUACUUCUGGAGACCAUAGUAGAAGGUCUUCAACUAUUGAAAAACAGAUGGACGAUUACCAAAGCUGUCUGGAUCUUGAUGCUAUCAUAUCUAGUGAAUGUAAUCCUUCGCUAGUCGAUGAUAUGGCAAGUGCUCGAAGCAGUUUAAAAGAUGCGACAGAUGUCGAUAACGAAAUCUUAUCGAACGAUAUAAUCGAGAAGAGUGAUGCUUUGCAGAAAAUUAUAGAGGCUAAAAUAGAGAGUCAUCCUGAAUAUAAGUACGUUUCACUUCACGAAGAAAUACCAACAACUUCCAAAAGUACCGAUGUUUAAGAAGCAUUCCCUAAAUCUUGGAACCAUUAGUUUGCCGGAUUCAAGCAGAAAAAGCAAUGCUGUCGGCCUCCGCUACAAUACCCCGCGCAAAAAAAUCGAAUAAAAGGAAAACGCAAUGAACUUUUUAAAAAUGACAGUAAUAAUAUAAUGUCGAAUGUCACUGUUAGAUAGAUAUAGAGCGAUUUUAAAAAUAAUGCUCUCUAUAGAUUCAGGAGUUUGACAAAGAAAAUAGUAGACUUCAAUUAAUUUCAUUAUUAAUUGACAGUGUA
Molecule: messenger RNA, 2998 nt
Organism: Diatraea saccharalis (sugarcane borer)
Lineage: Eukaryota; Metazoa; Arthropoda; Insecta; Lepidoptera; Crambidae
Source: the annotation of a GenBank genome assembly